Molecule: messenger RNA, 3139 nt
Organism: Biomphalaria glabrata
Lineage: Eukaryota; Metazoa; Mollusca; Gastropoda; Planorbidae
Product: coiled-coil domain-containing protein 178-like
Exons: 21
Coding region: 82-2919 (945 amino acids)
Source: RefSeq, a predicted model, not a curated record
AAACGUAAAGCGUCAAGAUGGCGGAUAGUGCUAACCCUGAACAAAUUUAUUUUUUUUACCCAUUUUAUUAAAGCUUCAGAUAUGGAUAAAGUAGUGAAACUGGAGGAUGUGGAAGCGUUUACAAAUAACUCUCAUGAUGGCAGCAUGGGUUCAAGGUCAACUAGCAAUGAGGAGUUCAGGAAAACUGAUCUAAGUGUUAUGGAAGUUGAAGUUGUUUCACCUAAUAGUAAUACACCCAAUCAUGAAGGUGAGGAAGUAGACCUCAUUGAAUCAGAAAAAGAAGUUGAAGAUCAGUUGUUUGCCUUACCAGAGAAUUGGCUAAAUAAGCAGAUAAGACCGCGUAGCUGUGAACUUGUUAAUAUUUGGACUCCAUGCUUAAGGAAAGCUGUAUCCCAUAUAAAGUUAUUACAAAAAGUAAUAGAUGAAUGGUUAAAGCAGAAAGAUGUUCAAGUUUCCAAGCAAAAAACUGAUAAAAAAACAAAAAAAGGUAACGUUGGAAGGAGGCAGUUAAAAUUUGUUCCAGCAUCAGAUGAAACAUUAAGUGACCAAUCAGAUGCAUUUAAACAAGUUUCUGCUGAUUUAGCUAUUUUGGGAAUGAGCAGCCACAUAACUGAAGAAGCAGAAAAAAUUGACUCUGACAUCAGCGCUCCUUUUCUUGAUGCAGAAGGGGUUUUUAAUGAAGUCCUUACACUUUUAGCAAACCUUGAAAAUGAUAGACGAGAGACUUUUGAAGCUUACAUUAAAGAAGUUGCAAGAACUGAAAUGCUACAAAAGAAAAUUGAUGAUCUUCAGUUACGAUGGGUUAAGGAAUUACCUGCCCUUGUUCAAAGAGAACAUGAAACUUGUAUAAUGGACAUAAGUGAGUUACAGUGGCACUAUACCUACAGUGAACGCAAUAAAGAGAAAGUUCAACGCAGAUUUGCUACUGCAGAAAAAAUAAACAUUUAUUUAAAGGAGGACAUUACGUUUAUUCAACAGCAUGUACCCUUGGUGCAAGAAAAGUUGGUCUUAGAAGUUGAAGCUAUGGACAAAAUAAGGAAAGCUCAAGGGGAUACAGAUCAGGAAUUGGUGAUGACCAAACAAAGACUGGCAAAGACUGACAUGAAAUAUACAGAAGCUAUAACCAAGGCUGAAACAGAAAGAGGGUUUAUAAAAAAAGAGCUAGACAGGGUCAGGGAUGAUCUGGCUAACAUUAGUCAAGAACUAUCUGAGGCCAAGUUGAAUUUCAAUGCAUAUGUGCAUCAAAUAAAUGACAUCAAUAGUCGAUUAAUUGAUAAUGAGCAAGAAAUGAAAGUGCUCCAAGUCAAAAAUGAAAAUGCAAAAAUAGCAGAGGGAAUGCAAGCCACAAAGGUUCAAAAUUUGCAAUCAAAGAUAACUCAAGCUGUGUUUGAGCACAGAAGACUUGAAAAUGAAAAUGACCAGCUGGAACAAGAUCUGAAAACAACUAAAAAUAACAAUAAGCACAAAAUAGAAAACCUUGAACGCCAAGUGCAGUCAGUGGAAACAAAACGUAGAGAGCUCACACACAAAAAUCAAGAAGUCACCAUGGAUAUUGAUGAUUGUGAAGAGAAAAUAAAUAAAUGUAUCCAGCACAAAGUAGCUUCGGAAAAGAAUAUUGUGAGAAUCAACAAAGAAAUUGAACGAUGCAGCACCAUGUUGCAGCAGACUUUGGAGAGCUACAAUGUUAAUGCCUCUUUAAAUCAUCACCUGCAUGGAAAACUUCAUAUAGAAAAAGAACAGGCCUCUCAGGCUGAGUAUAAAUUAAAGAACACUCUUGAAGCAUUGAGAAAACAAGUGAAAGAUGAGAUGCACACUAAGACAGUACUGCAAGCUCGUAUCACUACAGAAGGUGGGGAAAUUGAAAAGACAAAAUUGGAAUCUGCCAAAAAGAGAGAAAAAGCACAAAAUGUGGCAGAUGAAGUGCAUAGAGCUGUUAGUGCAGUAUUAGAGAAAGUAGAAAAACUUCGGUCUGCCAAGGAAGAAAGGACAAAACAAAAAGUUAGCUUACAGAAAAAAUUGGAAGAGACUGAAAGUAAUUUUAAAGAAAACAGUGAAAAACUAAAUAAACAAUUAGCAGUUUUACAGCCACGCCACCAAGCCCUCAAGAGUCAGCUUAAAGCAUUAAAUGAUGAGAUUAAUCAAAUGGAAUACAAGUCUUCAAUGAUGAACAAACAAAUUGAAGAGAUGGAUUCAGCCCAGAAAAUGAUGGAGAAAUCAGUGAAAACAUCAGAAGAAGCAAUAACAACACUUACGGCUGAGCUGGAUGAACUAAACGUCCAAGUUGAAGCAGGUAGACUUCUAAAGGAGGAUCUCCAGAACCAAUAUGAUAAGUCUUUAGAGAGAUUACAAAGAAGUGACAAAUCACACCAAACUCUGAUGAGAGAACGAGAAAAUGUGUUCAGAAAACACCAGUCUGAAAAAGAGCAUCUGAAGAAAAAAAACAAUGAGUUGGCAUCCAGGUAUAGACAGUUACAAAAUGAAUUUCUGAUGGCAAAAGAUGAAAUGUUGAAAAGUUUUGAUGACAAGGUGAAAAUUGAAUCCACUAUCAAUGAUGUCAAGCAGUUGAUGUCAAUACAAUCUAAACUUCAUGGUGCCCUGCGCAUCUACAUUAAACUAAGUGGUCUGUACAAUGAAGCUGAGCUGGCCAAACUUCAUCAGGAGUCCAGCAACAAUUCUGUUCGUGUCUCAGAGCUUCAGGACAACAUGGAAAAAGCUUUAGAAGAAAUCACCCAGUUCCUAAGUUCUCAAAGAGAUGGCCAGAGACCUAGUCUAGCUAGAAAGGAGACAGCCUUAGAUGUUAAAGCGAGUCAAGUGCAGGGUCAUGCUGUGAGCUUACCCCAAAUCUCAGAAUCAAUAGUAGUGAAACCAACAUUUACCAGCACUGGACAAUAUCAUCAAGCAACAACGGCAGUUCUUUAGUCAUGGCAAAAGUGCAUGUAAUCAUGUUCUUAAUAUCAUUUUACAUACAAAUAUGUAGAAUAAAUCAUAAAUCAAUAAUUGAGAGAUUGUCCUGUUAAUAAGUUUAGUAUAUAACUAUUGAAAGAGUUGUAUAAAGACAUUAUUUAGUGUUAAUUUGAUGAUAUAUUUUUGAUAACCUAACCACCAUUCUAUUUUAAAUAAACUUUUUUUCCCAUUCAAA